CCAAAAUGCAACCACCUACCCAAACUACAACAAAGAAGUUCUGGCAAGGGGCCAGGCUGGUCCCAGAGCCACAACUAAACAUACAAAGGUAGAAAAGAAGCAUAGCAGCGUGGAGAAAACCGCAAGUCUGGUGGAAGAAAACCUGGUGGAAAUGGAACACACCACUCCCCAAAUGCAGCAACUUCAGGCCCACGGCUCCCAAGUCAAUAUAGGAACAAACAACUCAGCCCCUCCUCUUAAAGCGAUAGCAUUGAAGAGGAGACCGCCUCGGCGAACAGCGAAACAGGCACAGCCGAAACUCACGAAAUGGAGACGAAACUGUGAGCUUACCCCAACACUCCAUGAAUGA
Messenger RNA from Acaulospora colombiana, 349 nucleotides. Lineage: Eukaryota; Fungi; Glomeromycota; Glomeromycetes; Diversisporales; Acaulosporaceae. The record is from the annotation of a GenBank genome assembly.